Macrobrachium nipponense is the source of this 475-nucleotide messenger RNA. RefSeq lists its product as uncharacterized. Bases 20 to 475 code for a protein of 151 amino acids. Lineage: Eukaryota; Metazoa; Arthropoda; Malacostraca; Decapoda; Palaemonidae. The record is from RefSeq and is a predicted model, not a curated record. The transcript is spliced from 4 exons.
UACUACUUACGUUGCUGAAAUGGACGAAUCUGACUCCCCAACUAAAUUGUCUCCUUUAUAUAAAGAUAUUCGGAAAAUACGUAAGAAAUUACGACAGAUUGAAUCACUAGAACUACUAGAUAGGGAUCUCAAUGAAGAAGAGCAAAUUAAAAUAAACAGUAAAAACAGCCUUCGAAAAGAACUCCGUACUCUUUUGGAGAAUAUCCUUCCAGAAGAAGAUGAAGAUAUAAUGAAGCGUCAAAGUCCCGGUAUUGAUGAUUCAAACAUAGCAGAAAAGAAAGCCAAAAGUAUUGUGAAUGUGAAAUCAGAAACUUCAGAUAAUACAAAUCAUGAUACAGGAAGAAAAGAAAAGGUUACCUCCUUGAAUACUACCGUAUCACUGCUGAUAACUUGGAGAUAUCAUCAAGCAUUACACGGAAAAGACUCAACUAAAAAGAAACAUACUCAAGAAAAUGUUCACAGCGGAGCAAGGUAA